AUGAGCCCGUCGCGGCGCACGAAGGGGCACCUCGCCGCAUCAGCGCCAGUUGCGCUGUUACAAGUCACCUUUGAUCGUCGUAUUUCAGCUGUCAUGGAUAUGGUUGCGAUUAUGGAUGCUGAAACCGUGUUAUCAAGUUCAUCGCCUGAUGCCGAGCAACCACAGCCCGACGCAGAUGGCAUAUUGUCCGACGCUGGCGUCCAAGUUUCUGAUUCAGACCACGAUGGCGACCUCAACGCUCAGAUCGCACACAGCGUACGGCGUGCAGCGCUCGCACUGCACGCUGGAACCGAUGGGGACGGGGCCGUUGCCGUUACCGUGGCAUUUGGGCUGCUGAAUGUUCUGCCGCAUUUUGGGCCGGACCUGCAGGUCGAUGUGGCCGAGUGCGAUGCUCUGACGCCUGUUCUGGCCGCAGUCGCGCGUGGCGGUGCCCACGUCGACCUCCUGGCGCUGUUGUUUGCGUAUUGUGCAGUGCGGCCGGCGCUGGCGACGCUUGCGGAUGCUUUUGUCGCUGCUGUGGACGCAGACGUGCAACUCACGCGGAUGCUGCGCGACGUGUGCGUGGACGCUGGGAACGGGUCGCAAGCGGGCUCCAAAGCGGGCUUUUACACGGCGAUCGCGCGCCUGGAGCAGUUUGGCGCAGUUGACGCUGCCGUGCUCGCGUUUUUGGACCUCGACUUGGGUCCCACGUUGCUGCACGUCUGGAUCCCCGCGUGGAUGCAUGCACGCAACUCUGCGCUUGCAUGCACGCCGUCAGAGGCGCUGCUGGAUGCGCUAAUUGCGCGCCGUAGCGGGGACCUGGGCGAAUGGCGCGAGUUGGCGAAAUCUACGGCCGCACCAGCGCAAUUCUUCAUGUACAAGGCUUCGCAACGGGCGCUCCAGCAUUCUCACCAGAUGCCCAUCGCGUUUUAUGAGCUUGCAACUACGUUUAUCACUUCUUAUGUCGGCCACGACAGCGUGCGCACCGGCCACGACCGUUUGGCGUUCAAUUUGACAGUGCUUAUGGAGCUGCUUGAUCAUCGCGAUCUCAAUUUGCUGUGCGAACCGCACUUGGUGUUGCUCUUGCACGUAUCAUUGCAAAAUAUUGUACGUUGCUGCUUGGAGGGCCACGCUCGCACGCUGCACACGAAACUGCGCACGUUAGGAUCCAUUUUAAGCCUCCCAGCACUUCUCAACAUGCUACAAUACCUAAUUUGCAAGUUCAUCUUGAGCGUGGGUAACACCACACUGUGCGCGAGACGCAAAGCUGCGAUACGCACGGCCACUCGAGCUGACAAUUGCGACGAUGUUGCGGGCGAUUCCGACAACUGGUUCAAGCUCCGUACCAAGUACGAAUUACCGGCGUGCUUCGAUGAGAUCUUGCCCUCUAAUGCACCCGUGCCACGAUCGCUGUUCGGCUAUGCGGAAAGCAGUGUGGAGUCCGAGCCUCAGGCCAAUAACGCAACCGCAAUUCUCCAGCUCCUGUUGGAGUCACUAGGCAUGUUGCUGCGCAUCAAUCGUGCGACAUUGGACCUCUAUAAGGAAAACAAGGUGGGUGCAUUGGAUAUACAGGGCUUACAAUCGGAUUUGCGUGUCGGCAUCCACCAACGUGCAGUCCGCGCACACCUCGAUUUGUACUACAUCUCAAACUUCGCGGUGCUGGUGUUGUCAGAGCAACUGCGUGACCCAAAUGGGCUCUCGUUGCUGCUGGGGCAUUCAGCAGCAGCAUUACAAAGCCGACUCAUGCUCCGAAACGCCCUCAAAUGUUUCGAAUCGCUCAUGUGCACACAUUGUGACAUUGCGCUCUACAACCUUGUGCGGUUUGCGACUGAGGUUUCUGUGCUCGACUUACUUCUACAACGCCAAUGUAUCACAGUUUUUGUGCACUUGUUCUUCCAUGCGCGCACUUCUCAAAUCCGGGACUUGUGCAUGGCGAAUGAGCUCACUUACAGGGCACUUCGUGACUACGUGGAGAUUUGGAACGAUGGUGGGGCGCAUUACACCGGAUUCUUCGAACAAUUGUUUGGCACGUCGCAACCUGCCGUCACUACCAGGCGCAUGGCAUUACGCGAUCUGCUUCCUGACGACCUCCUGCACAAUACUAAGAUGCUUACUGCUGCAGCGCCUGUAGCUCCGCGAGACCCCACACCCACACGCGCUGCUGUGGUCGCCAAAGGCUCAAAGUCUCGCUACAAUGCCCACGCUACCUCAUUCGUGCCCGCCAGCAAGGCAUUUUCCCGCAAUUUUCUCGACCAAGGGACAUCUUUCACGCAGUUGCGGCCCACCGCAACUGCUCAACACGACUUGCUCGUCCCACACACUUCUCUUAGCUCAUCCACUUGGGAUUCGUCCUGUUUCUCUGAUUCGAGUGUCCCCACAACUUCCAGCGCAGGCGUUGUAAGUACGGGUAAAAACUACAUCCUGGGAGGCCAUAACAGAGCCACAAACAAUAGCCGAGCACAAUCCGUGCACGUUGACGUUUUUGAGAACAGAUGA
Molecule: messenger RNA, 2475 nt
Organism: Lachancea fermentati
Lineage: Eukaryota; Fungi; Ascomycota; Saccharomycetes; Saccharomycetales; Saccharomycetaceae
Source: the annotation of a GenBank genome assembly